This is a messenger RNA of Sorex araneus (European shrew), 1828 nucleotides long. RefSeq names its product major facilitator superfamily domain containing 1 (gene MFSD1). Gene Ontology annotation, molecular function: transmembrane transporter activity. The transcript has 16 exons. Lineage: Eukaryota; Metazoa; Chordata; Mammalia; Eulipotyphla; Soricidae. The record is from RefSeq and is a predicted model, not a curated record. Gene Ontology annotation, biological process: transmembrane transport. The coding region runs from base 44 to 1417 and encodes 457 amino acids. Gene Ontology annotation, cellular component: lysosome.
GCGCGCGGUCACGUGACGGCGGGCGUCCCCGGGAGCCUGCAGGAUGGAGGAGGAGGAGGAGGCGCGCGCGCUGCUGCCCGGCGGGUCUCCCGCCGCCCCCGCGCCGCUGCCCGCGCUCUGCGAUCCCCGCCGGCUGGCGCACCGGCUGCUGGUGCUGUUGCUCAUGUGCUUCCUGGGCUUCGGCAGCUACUUUUGCUAUGACAACCCGGCAGCCCUUCAGAUCCAGGUGAAGCAGGACAUGCAGGUGAGCACCACCCAGUUCAUGCUGCUCUACGCCUGGUACUCUUGGCCCAACGUCGUCCUGUGUUUCCUUGGCGGCUUUUUGAUAGACCGCGUCUUCGGAAUACGGUGGGGCACCAUUAUCUUCAGCUGUUUUGUGUGCGUGGGGCAGGUUAUCUUUGCCUUGGGUGGAAUAUUUAACGCGUUUUGGUUGAUGGAAUUUGGAAGGUUUGUGUUUGGGGUCGGUGGCGAGUCCCUGGCGGUGGCGCAGAACACAUACGCCGUGAGCUGGUUCAAAGGCAAAGAGUUGAACCUGGUGUUCGGGCUCCAGCUCAGCAUGGCCAGAGUCGGCAGCACCGUCAACAUGAACCUCAUGGGGUGGCUGUACUCGCGGAUGGAGGCCGCGCUGGGCUCCGCCGGCCACAGCACCCUCGGGGCCACGCUGCUGCUCGGGGGCGUCACCUGUGUCCUGUCGCUCGCCUGCGCCCUGGUGCUGGCUUACCUGGACCGGAGAGCGGAGAGGCUCCUCCACAGAGAGCAAGGCCGGACAGGCGAGGUCAUCCGGCUGACGGACGUGAAGGACUUCUCCCUGCCGCUCUGGCUCAUCUUCCUGGUGUGCGUCUGCUACUACGUGGCCAUCUUCCCGUUCAUCGGCCUGGGCAAAGUUUUCUUCAUAGAGAAGUUCGGCUUCUCCUCGCAGGCCGCCAGUGCCAUUAACAGCAUCGUGUACGUCAUCUCGGCGCCCAUGUCGCCCGUGUUCGGCCUCCUGGUGGACAAGACCGGGAGGAACAUCGUGUGGGUCCUGUGUGCCGUCGCCGCCACGCUCGCCGCACACGUGAUGCUGGCCCUGACGCUGUGGAACCCCUGGAUUGCCAUGAGCCUCCUGGGCGUCUCCUACUCCCUGCUGGCCUGCGCCUUGUGGCCGAUGGUGGCGUUCGUGGUGCCCGAGCACCAGCUGGGGACGGCCUAUGGCUUCAUGCAGUCCAUCCAGAACCUCGGCCUGGCCGUCAUCUCCAUCCUGGCGGGCGUGUUGCUGGACACGCGCGGGUACCUGUUCCUGGAGCUCUUCUUCAUCGCCUGCGUCUCAGUGUCGCUGCUCGCCGUGGUCUUGCUCUACGUGGUGAACCGAGCCCGAGGUGGGAAUCUAAAUUAUUCUGCAAAACGAAGGGAAGAAAUGAAACUUUCACAUACUGAGUGAGGGCUGGCACCUGGUCCCGGGCCGCAAGCGCUGGAACGUGACAUCCCGUCCGGAGGGGGGCAUCUCGUCGAGAGACCGAGUCUGCGGCGCUCCUGUGCCCACCGCGCCUGUCUGAGCGUGUUCUCGCGUGCAGAGACCGUGGGCACGGCCGGCCGGGCCGAGGGCAGGCGCCCCUGGGCAGCAGAGCGCACUGCAGGCCGGGGAAGCUUCCGGAAGGUUCAUCACUCAGGGACAGGCACUACUGAGCCGCCGGCGGGAGCUGGCUCUGGCAGGACGCGGUUCUGAGUGACCCAUGUCCUGUGCCGCUCGUGUUUCCCUUGGGCCUCACGGUACAGAAGUGGCCUCGAAAUACUCACUUUUCUAUGUGGAUCAAUAAAACCGCUGCAGGGGUCGGCGCUUUGGACUAACGAA